Molecule: messenger RNA, 840 nt
Organism: Sphenostylis stenocarpa
Lineage: Eukaryota; Viridiplantae; Streptophyta; Magnoliopsida; Fabales; Fabaceae
Source: the annotation of a GenBank genome assembly
AUGGACAAUUCGGAAGAAACCCUACUUACCCAAUUUGAUUGGGAAUCCUUCUUCGAUAACGUGCCGGACGACGUCCAUGAUUUUUUGCAGGACGACACCGCUCCUGUUAGCGUCGCCGACCACCCCUCCCCAAACAAUUCCGUUCUGUCCCAGAUCGAGAACUUGCUCAUGUCCCACGACGAAAACGACGCCGUCUUCCUCGAAACUCCUUCGUCUGACUCCGACUAUUACAAGUUCCUUGAGGAGAUUCUGACGGAGCCCGACGAAGGACCGGAAAGCCAGCGUUCCAAGACAGAGUCCGGGGAAGGCUCCGACAAAGACAGAAUUGAUGACGUAAUUCCCAAUGAACCCAUGUCCAAGAAAUUAAAGAGGCAGUUGAGGAAUAGGGAUGCUGCUGUUAGAUCAAGGGAGAGGAAGAAGGCUUAUGUGAAAAACCUUGAGGCGAAGAGUAGGUAUUUAGAAGGGGAAUGCAGAAGACUGGGGCAUUUGCUUCAGUGCUGCUAUGCUGAGAACAAUGCUUUGCGGCUUUGCUUGCAAUCGCGUGGCGCAUAUGGUGCUUCCAUGACCAUGCAGGAGUCUGCUGUGCUCUUGUUGGAACCUCUGCUGUUGGGUUCCCUGCUGUGGUUCAUGGGCAUCAUGUGCCAUCUCAGUCUGCCCCUAAUGCUGUGUCUCACAGCAGUACUUCCAAGAGAAAACAUCGUACAGAAGGGCGUAAGAAGGGUAACUCGAAAAGGUCCAGAAAGUAAUAUCUCUGAAUGUUUCCAGAUGCAAUCAUUUGUAAAGAGUAGAAGAUGCCGAGCUUCAAGAACAAAGAUGAAAUUCAUUUUUAUGAUGUUGUAA